This is a messenger RNA of Notechis scutatus (mainland tiger snake), 4130 nucleotides long. It is a transcript of the gene SPG7, whose product is annotated as SPG7 matrix AAA peptidase subunit, paraplegin. NCBI's taxonomy places the organism in Eukaryota, Metazoa, Chordata, Lepidosauria, Squamata, Elapidae. Gene Ontology annotation, molecular function: ATP hydrolysis activity; ATP binding; ATP-dependent peptidase activity. The record is from RefSeq and is a predicted model, not a curated record. Gene Ontology annotation, biological process: mitochondrial protein processing. Gene Ontology annotation, cellular component: m-AAA complex; membrane.
CGGCACCACAAGACCCAUGGUGCCCGGCCAGUCCCCCGUGCCGCCACCUUUUAAGGCUGGAGACCGGGACUCCCCCUCACUCCCCCCGCCAGGUGGCGGCACGAGGUCUCCCGGCCGGGCGGCGGCCAUCUUGAGAGCGGGCUGCCCGCUUCCUAGAUGGCCGCUGCCUUCUCGUCGCGCGGCCUGCCUGCCCGGGGAUGACGGGCGCCGCCUCGCUGCUGCUGCUGGUGCUCCGGCGCGGGGGCCGCGGCCUCCUCCGGCCCGAGGCUCCUCUACCGGGCGGCGCUCGGGGGGCUCUGGGCCGCCGCUGGACCCGGGCCCCCGCGGAGCGCAGGCCAGGCGACGACCUUCAGCUCCGGCUGCCCGGCGCGCUCUCCAGGGGCUGCCGGGCCUGGCCUGCGUGGACCCCCGCCCGGCUGUGGAGGCUGCUGGAUGAGAGGUAUCUGGCCUUGACUGCAGGCUUCCUUACUGGUGGCACCUGCUGCUAUUUUUCUACAUCUGGUUCUCAUCGCAAUGACCGAAGUGGGAAAAAGCCCAAAGGGAAAUCCCCAAAGGAAGAUGAGGAGGAAAAGAGACGCCGGGAGAGGGAAGACCAGAUGUAUCGCGAGCGGCUGAAGGUCCUCUUCUUCAUAGCCAUCAUCAUGAGCCUGCUGAACUCGCUGACCAGCAGCGCGGGAAGCAUCUCCUGGAACGACUUUGUCAACGAGCUGCUGGCCAAGGGGGAGGUGCAGAGUGUGCAGGUGGUGCCGGAGAGCGAGAUUGUGGAAAUCCACCUGCACCCAGGGGCCGUGGUCUUUGGUUGGCCCAAGCUGAGCCUGACCUAUGUGAUGAAGGUGGCAAACAUCGACAAGUUCGAGGAGAAAUUGCGAGCGGCCGAAGAUGAGCUGAACAUCGACUUGAGCGACCGAAUCCCCGUCUCUUACAGGCGCAGCAGCUUCUUUGGAAAUGCCCUCUACACCUUGGGAAUGACUGUGGUCAGUGUUGGCAUUCUGUGGUACGUUUUUCGGCUGGCUGGCAUCUCAGGAAGGGAAGGCGCCUUCAGUGCCUUCAACCAGCUGAAAAGGGCUCGCUUCACAAUCGUAGAUGGCAAAUCGGGGAAAGGGAUCAGUUUCAAGGACGUGGCAGGCCUGCACGAGGCCAAGACAGAAGUCAAGGAAUUUGUGGAUUACCUGAAGAGUCCGGAGCGCUACCUCCAGCUGGGUGCCAAAGUGCCCAGAGGGGCCCUCUUGCUUGGGCCACCGGGCUGCGGCAAGACCUUGCUGGCAAAAGCGGUGGCUACAGAGGCCCAAGUGCCAUUCCUGGCAAUAGCUGGCUCUGAAUUUGUGGAGGUGAUUGGCGGCCUUGGCGCUGCCCGGGUGCGGAGCCUCUUCAAGGAAGCCCGGGCGUGUGCCCCGUGCAUCGUCUACAUCGAUGAAAUAGACGCGGUUGGGAAAAGGCGCUCAACAAACAUGUCUGGCUUCUCCAACACAGAAGAGGAGCAAACCCUGAACCAGCUGUUGGUCGAAAUGGACGGGAUGGGGACCACGGACCACGUCAUCGUGCUGGCCUCCACCAACCGAGCGGAUAUCCUGGAUAAUGCCCUCAUGAGGCCCGGGAGGCUGGAUCGCCACAUUUUUAUCGACCUGCCCACUCUGCAGGAGAGAAGGGAGAUCUUCGAGCAACACCUGAAGGGGCUGAAGCUCUCCCAGCCCGGCAGCUUCUACUCCCAGCGGUUGGCUGAACUCACCCCAGGCUUCAGCGGAGCUGAUAUUGCCAACAUUUGUAACGAGGCGGCUCUCCACGCUGCCAGAGAGGGGUACAAAUCCAUCGACACAAUCAGCUUUGAGUGUGCUGUGGAGAGAGUAAUUGCAGGAGCUGUCAAGAGGAACAAGAUCCUUUCGCAGGAGGAGCGGAGGGUGGUGGCAUUCCACGAAUCGGGCCACGCCCUGGUGGGCUGGCUGUUGGAGCACACCGAAGCCGUGCUGAAGGUGUCCAUAGCUCCCCGCACAAACGCUGCGCUGGGCUUUGCCCAGAUCCUGCCCAAGGACCAGUACCUGCUGACCAAGGACCAGCUCUUCGAGCGGAUGUGCAUGGCGCUGGGGGGCAGAGUGGCAGAAGCCAUCACCUUUAACAAAGUGACCACAGGGGCCCAAGAUGACCUCCGGAAGGUCACCAGGAUAGCCUACUCCAUGGUGAAACAGUACGGAAUGAUGCCCUCCAUCGGCCACCUGUCCUUCCCAGAGACGGAAAGCGGUCCAGGGAUUGGACGGCGCCCCUUCAGCCAAGGGCUCCAGCAAGUAAUGGACCAUGAAGCAAAGCUGCUGAUAGCCCAAGCGUACAGGCGCACAGAGAAACUGCUGAUGGACAACCGGGACAAACUGAAGAUGCUGGCAGACGCCCUGUUGGAGAAAGAAGUGAUCAACUACGAGGACAUCGAAGCCCUUCUUGGCCCUCCCCCCCACGGGCCCAAGAAAACGAUCUCUCCCCAGAGCUGGAUAGAAGCCGAGAGAGACAAGCAGGACAGAGGAGAGGAAGAGCCGCCUCCCCAGUUGCCCCCCUACAAGGAGGAGCAGGAGCCUCACCUGAGCUAUGUUUGAAACGCCAUCACGAAGCGAGUAGCCGGUUGGAUUCAGGUUUUUCUUCCAAACUUAGAAGUGCUAAGGAUCCUUAUUUUUGCACCCUGAAUCCAGCCCAGUUUGGAUGGGGGGCAGUGGGCAGGCCAAGCGGUGAACAGUGCCAGAAGCACCAUCUUUGAGACCCCUUUGGCUUUGGUCUGAGAGAACCAACCCAGCUCUCUGCCUGGGGCUUCCUGCUUAGCUAUCCUCACUAGAACCGUUUGGUUGCUGGUACCCAGCAGCCUGAGUCGAUCCCAUUUCUUAGAUCCUAUAGGGCUUUCUUCCUGCUGCUGUGUUUGUGGUGCAUGUAGAAACUGGAGGGACAUGAGCUUUAUCAACAGUUCGGGGCACUGCUGACAGAGAGGAGGAGGAGGAGGAGGAGGAGGACAGGCCCAGUUUUGCCUUUAGGAGGUGGUAGUUCCCAGAGGGAGUGUUUGUUCACAUCUGUCCAAAGCAGUGGGUGCCCCUUGGAGCGUCACCUCACUUCCUCCUCUCCUUGUAGAAUCCUGGAUGACCGUCCCAGGCACUUGGGUGGGGGAGGGACUCUGACUUGUAACACUGGCACUGAGCUAUCUCUGUGCAGAGAGGCGUGUUAGAGAGUUUCGAAGUGGGCCCUUGCAUUGCAGAGUUGAGAAAAGGCAACUAUUCUAGUCCUGCUACCUCAGCGCCCCCUUGUGCCAGACUCUGGUCUCCUGUGAUCAGCAUCUGCCACCCGGUGGUCAGCUGAGGAACCGCACCCCAAUUUGUUCUGGUGGAGAACUCCAGUUAAGCCACCCAGUUCCUGCCUGGUGAUGUUGGGCAUUUCCGAGGGGAAGCUGACUAUAUGCAACACAACUGAAUGGUUCUUGGUGAGGGAGCAAAGGUGGCUGAGAAUCGGGGCUCAGCAGCAUCUAAAGUAAAGCCACAAGCUCCCUAUGCUUGUCUGCAGCCUGGCAACAUCUUUGUGGAAACCCAUUUCUCAAAUUUAGGAACUGCAGCAUAAAUGAAGUGGAAUUUUAGGCUAUACACAUAUAUUUGCCUUUGUUUACACUGGAUGAUCUUGUAUGUUGUUUCCAACAGGCUGCUGUAUUUCAAUAAAGAUUUAGAAGUGCUGCAGAUCCAAGUAUUGUUGAACUUUAAAAGGGGGAGGGUGUUAACUAGGAAAACCACAUUUCCUAUCCUCUGUUCUGAACAAUGUUAUCCUUGGAUUUCGGGGUGACAGAUAUGAUGAUGGUUCUUUAUUUGAUUUUUCUUGAAUCUUCCUCCUGUCUACAUCAAAAAUGGGUUUAUUACAUUUGUGAGUUCAUGAUUUAGUGCUAUAUGAUCAUACUCUUUUUAAACAAUUGUAUGUUAUCCAAUAUUUACACACAAUUUAAAAGAGACAAUCAAAAAGCUAAGAAGGAAACAAAAAGACCAAAACUCAUCCCCUCCAGCAGCCUCCACUCUGGUAAGCAGGGAUUAACUUCAAACAAACAUUCAAGCAGAAAACAAUACCCUAAUGAAGACAUUGACGGGAAGAAAAUCACACCCCACCCACGCAGUGUGAGCUACUGUAUA